Trichomonas vaginalis G3 is the source of this 744-nucleotide messenger RNA. RefSeq lists its product as uncharacterized. NCBI's taxonomy places the organism in Eukaryota, Parabasalia, Trichomonadida, Trichomonadidae. The transcript has a single exon. The record is from RefSeq and is a predicted model, not a curated record. Bases 1 to 744 code for a protein of 247 amino acids.
AUGCCUAUUGCAGACUUAUCAGUGUAUUUUGACGUUUCUCCACCUGCAUUGUUUCUUGAUCUAAGUUUGCAUUCAAUGAAUGAUUUAUCACCAGUUUUUGAUACAAAUUUCCUAUUAAUACGACCAAAUGAUUAUGAUCGAUCAAUUUUAUUGAAAAUUAUCGAAAAACAUAUUAAAACACCAUUCAAAAUAUCACAAGAAUCAGCUUUAUUUAACAAUUACUUUCAAAAUAAAGUCACAAUCCUGCCAAUUAAUACAGUAAUUAGUUGCAAGAAAAACCAUCCUAACUACAUGCAUACACAGCCAUUAAAAGGCAUAUUAAAUGCAUCUGCAAUACUUUUUGAGCAUGGAUGCGAGCCAUGGAUUGUUAAUAACUCAUUUUCAACAUUAUGGCACCAAUUUGUUGCAUAUUUUGGCCAAACAUUAGAUAUACAUCCUAAUUAUCAAAGUCUAUUCCCAAUAGAUGUAGAUUACAGUAAUGUUGAAACUUUCUUUUAUAAUUCAGGAGAAAAAUCUCCAACUGUCAAAAAAGUUCAAAAAGAAGCACAUAAUUAUGAAGAAGAUAAUGAUAAAGAUAUUUACGUCUAUGUAAAUACAACUAUUAAGAAUAUAUUGACUACUAUUGUACUAAUUAUGUUCACUAUUUUGUUUUCUCUUUCAUUUCUCAAGAUUGUUCAUAUUCAGUUUUAUGAAGCAAUUACAGGAUCAUUGUAUAAAGCAAAAUCUUAUGUUUUGUUAAAAUAA